CGACAGAGAAACGAGUCCCCGGAAUAGAGAACCACACUUACUGGACCCGAAACUCAGCGGAUGCUCAAGGUUUAGGUUCCCAGCAGAGCCAGGAACUAGUCGUUCCCUCGGAUACCACAGCAACAGGGCAGCAGUAUGUCCGAGACUAAAUCCGGCCAGCGUUUCCACAGCCUGAAUGCCGAGCAGGUGGAGGUACUCCAUCAGGUUUUGUCUGAGGUUGUUCCAAUUCAUGGUCGUGGGAACUUUCCAACGCUGGAGCUGCGUCCUCGAGACAUAAUCAUAGCCGUGCGGGCCAGGCUUCAGAAGCAGGGAAUCGCAGUACGAGACGUUCGUCUGAAUGGCUCCACAGCUAGCCAUGUGCUUGUGAGAGACAGUGGGACAAGCUACAAGGACCUGGACGUUAUCUUUGGAGUUGAGUUGCCCAGUCAGGAGGAAUUCCAGGUGAUAAAAGAGUCUGUGCUGGGCUGCUUGCUGGACUGCCUACCUGCUGGGGUCAACAGGGAGCGAAUCAGCAGUGCCACACUGAAGGAGGCAUACGUCCAGAAAAUGGUCAAGGUCUUCAAUGAGCACGAUCGCUGGAGUCUCAUCUCACUCUCAAACAACAGCGGUAAAAACCUGGAGCUCAAAUUUGUAAGUGUGCUGAGGCGGCAGUUUGAGUUCAGCGUUGAUUCCUUCCAGAUCAUUCUGGAUCCCCUCUUGGAGUCCUACAUGCAGCAGGAGUCGCUGCACAAACAUAAUACUGCUGAUAAUAAAGACCAGCCUGCAGACCAGCACAAAGAGAAUCAAAAUACAGACUCUUCUCUUCUCAAUUCUGCAGACACAGCUAACGCUGCUGGUAGAGACUUUCCCAGCAUGGAGGGGACUCCCAUCAGUCAGACACUUCAGAGUGAUGAGGUGCUUAAAAAGGAGCCCCAGUUAGAUCUCUCACAACAAACUGAACUUUCAAACUUGACAAAAAAAAACAGAAUUGAAAAUGACGACAAAGUGAAACAACCGUCAGAGCUUAAAGGAACAUCACAAGACAGCAAAAAUGUCAAUUUUUCUGACCAGACAGAAAAGAAACAAACCUCUGAGAUAUCUCAACCACCAACUCAGACUGAACUCAGAAACAAGCCAGAGUUGUUGGAAAAGACAAAAUGCUCUACAAAAGUAGAAAACUCUGAGCAAACCCAGUCCUGUAAUGGCCAACAAAAGUCACAUUUAAAUCAUAAAGAACUUUCUGUCCUGAUACAACAAUCCAACCAGACGAAAUCCCCUGAUGAACAGAAAGAGCCCACAGAGCACAUGGAACAGGCUGAGCCUCAAAAAACCUCAAACAAAACCCAGACAGGGUCUUCAAACUUUGCGGACUUGUGUUCAACUGAGGAUCAGAACAGUGACGACAAAGAUAAAAUACAUGCUUCUAGCCUGGACUCCAGCGCAUCUUUGCAUGCCGAGGUAGAGACUCAAUUAGUAGAUGAGAGAAAAAAUGAAACAGAUACAUGGAAGCAAAAAGACAGGGAAAAUGAUCCAGAAAAAGGUGAACCAGCAGAGGUUACAGAGACUGCGGAAGACACACAGGGUAUUGAUUGCCCUUGCUCCAUCUCUUCCAUGUCUCUUACACUUCACAACACACAGCUUACUAGCACACAGGAAACACAAGAGAUUUACAGCACACUACCCACAAGUAACUCAGAUAAAACACCGAUAACACCUGUUUCUCUCAGCCCUCCAAAUACUCAGGAUAUCUUACCUGCACCACCAAGCCUUGUUUCCGACAAAAAGACCUCCUCUCCUUCUUGUAAGGCCUCAGAUCGUCUGUCUCACAUGGUAGUACUCAAACACUCCUCACCCAAACCUCCUCGAAGAAUGUGUAGGAAAGUUACCCCCAAUCAGUUCCCAAGUCUGUUCUCUGACAGUGAGCCUGUUCCAGAUCCCUGUCUACACCCUGAACCUGAGAUAGCCUUUAGCCCUAAGCCAACAACUACCACUCCAGACCCCACCGUUAUCCCAGUAACCAGUAUAUGUGAUGAAACAAAUCUAGAUCCCAAGCUGUCCUGUAACCUACCUUUAAAUCUUGACCCAGACUCCACUCCCGAUCCUGUUGGGGACCCUAUGUCUAUUUUACCUCAUGAGCUACCAGUCUCUCCAUUUAUGGCAGAGAGUAUUCAGGGCUUUGAAGAGACACAGUCUACAUAUAUGGUUUCUAACGAUCAAUCCCAGCCCUCCCCUAGAGAAACUGUCUCUCCACCCAAACAAUCUGAGUCCCCUGACUCAUUAAUUUCUCACACUGAUGUGUCCGACACUAAAGAACCCGUGCAUACCUCAGAAGUUGAGCUCAGUGAUGAAGAUGAAAACCGAGAACUGCAAACCAAAAAGCUGGACUUGAAUCAGGGAGAUGGCAACCUUCAAGAGACCAUGCUUGAUUCACCCUCUUCUUCUUUCUGUGUCAGCCCUCCUGUUACCUGCCUCAGCCCUCCAGCGCUCAGUCUUUCCCCACCCUGCUUCACUCCCUCACCCCCCAGCCUCAGCCCACCCCAAUGCCUCACCCCUCCCUCUCCCUGCCACUCAUCUCAAAUGAUAAGCACUGUCAGCCCUGCGACUAGUUUUAGCUCUCCGCCCUUAAGUGUCAGCCCUACCUCAUCCUGCUCACCUCCUUACCUGACCCCACCUCUGCUUAGCCUCAGCCCCCCUCCACUCUGUCCAAGCCCACCUUCCCCCUGCCUUAGCCCUCCCCUCCUCUGCCUCACUCCGCCAGUGGAGUCAGAGGACUUUGUACCUCAGGUAUCUUCAGACAUGGAGCCUUUGAUGCUAAACACAGACAGUGAUGAACUCAUUAAAGAGACCUCCCCUCGACCGGGAAUCCCUCUCCUACAGUUAGAGGAUAACAAGGAUCAAGAUUACAUCUCGUCUUUGCCUCUGGUUGCAGAGCCUGUCUCUUUUCCUAUCACAAUCCCAAGCUCAACCACACAUGUGGUGCCUCACACUCAGCCUGGAAGCCCAGAGGAAUCCCCCCCCCCACUAGCCAGCGAGGUACCCAGCUCCAUGCUUGAGAAUGAAAGAGUUCCUAAGGCGCCCACUGACGCGCCAGAACAGAGCAACAACCCUCAGGCAUCAGGCUCAGUGCCUGCUGUGGAGGUCUUGGCAGAGAGCAUGUAUGGUGACUUUGAGGCAGCCAUGGACCACCUGCGCUACCGCCUAAUUGCUACCAGGAACCCUGAGGAAAUUCGUGGCGGCGGCUUGUUAAAAUACAGCAACCUGUUGGUCAGGGACUACCGCCCUGCCAGUGAGACUCAGAUAAAGACACUGGAACGAUACAUGUGCUCCCGCUUUUUCAUCGAUUUCCCCGAUGUGCAGGAGCAGCAGAGGAAGAUCCUCUCCUACUUGAAGAAUCACUUUAUCGGAGAAGAGAGAAGCAAGUACCAGUACUUGAUGACACUGCGUCGCGUGGUUGACGACAGCACUGUGUGUCUGAUGGGACAUGAGAGGCGUCAGACACUGAACAUGAUCACAGUGCUGGCACUCAAAGUUCUAGGAGAACAGAACAUUAUCCCUAACACAGACCAUGUGACAUGCUUUUACCAGCCUGCCCCGUACAUUGCAGAGCACAGUGCUCCCUAUUUAGUAGAACCCAGCUAUUGCAGCUAUUACAUACCCCAAGGGGGAUCGACUCUGCUUUAUCAACCUUACCCAUUACAUCUGCAUACUCAGACUGGACUAGUCUGAAUAAAACACGUUUAAUCAAGUGAUCUCAGUGUAGUCAGGGUACUUACCAUGAAGUAAGAGCUGGAGAAUGGAAAUAUAAUAAGUGUUUGGUCUAUAAUAGACCUAUGGGUGUAAGAAUGAUUUUAUAGUAAACUACCUGAGUACUCCAUAAGGUUCUAACAUGAUUACAUGUAAUUAUCUGGGCUUUUGGAAAGUAAUAAUUCUUCCGAUAUUGUUUAAAUUCCAAAAAAUGCUGUAUGCGCUGCAUGAGUCAUUGCCCUUUGGUCUCUUUUUGAAACCAGCUGAGCUGUUGGCAUUCACACACAUGCACAGGCAUAUUCACAAAUACACACAGACACAUACACACUCACAUCUCCAGGCUCCUGAAUUCUUGUAUACUCCUUCAUGUUCUUAUUGUGUUGUUCCUAAAGGGUUUGUUCAGAACGUGGACCUUGCCUGUGGUUAAUGUCGUGCAUGGAUAAAUUAGGACUGUUCUCUCACUGCCAAAUACUGUGUGACUACUAUGCUUCAUAAAGAGUUUAAUGUUACUUUGUUAUCCUUUACUAAAUGGGUGUAUUCUGGAAAAAAUGGGAGGGACAAGUCUACCAGAGUGUACAGUACUUUCAUCAGAACACACUCAUGCAUGCACAACAAAUCACACAAAUACACACCCAAGCAAGCAGUAUACUGUAUGCACACAUGGUAAGACAAUGCAUGAGUAGCUUAAUGUAUAGAUAAAACAUUGAAGUCAAAGCAAAGGCUUUUAAUUUAAUAAAAAUUGAUCUAUUUUUGCAAGAAUUUCCAAGACAAAACUCAAUAGAAUCACUGGUAAGUCCCUACAGAAAGAAGCCAACAACAAUGCCUUUGCAAUAGACUGUACAGCGUAUUUAUUACAUUAUAUCUUGUGCGGUUGAACUGCAUUGUUUCAGGUAAAUUGUGUUCAGAUGUAGUGCUUGAUUCCUUUCCUUUGUGGAGUCUUUUCUGUAAUCAUGUGAAGUACUGUACCAUCUAGUGUAGAUUUAUUUAACACUGAAGUUUACUAUGUGGAGGUGGUCAGGAUAUAACCAUCUUUGGGUCAUCUCUAAAUAUGGCAGAUCAAUCUGUCAAAACCAAAAGGAAGUACAUUUAAACUCCUGUGACUCCUCUCAGAACUAAUCUAAUUCACCAGGUCAGAUUAAGAUGAAAGAAAUCCACCUCAGUCCAGCUUGGAUCAAAUUUCAAAGUCAGCAACUAUGACCAAAGAUGGUUCGGUAGGGAAAAUCAAGUGCCUAAUCGUGAGACAUCAUUGGCAUGUCUUUAUCUCACUGCACUGGGGGUGUUAAUGGGGUGGGCCUCAGUCUGGGUUGGGUAUGUGCUCAGUU
Molecule: messenger RNA, 5045 nt
Organism: Cheilinus undulatus (humphead wrasse)
Lineage: Eukaryota; Metazoa; Chordata; Actinopteri; Labriformes; Labridae
Gene: tent5d
Product: proteoglycan 4
Exons: 3
Coding region: 136-3705 (1189 amino acids)
Biological process (GO): mRNA stabilization
Molecular function (GO): poly(A) RNA polymerase activity; RNA binding
Source: RefSeq, a predicted model, not a curated record